This is a messenger RNA of Clupea harengus (Atlantic herring), 1309 nucleotides long. RefSeq lists its product as uncharacterized. Gene Ontology annotation, cellular component: plasma membrane. The record is from RefSeq and is a predicted model, not a curated record. Gene Ontology annotation, molecular function: protein binding. NCBI's taxonomy places the organism in Eukaryota, Metazoa, Chordata, Actinopteri, Clupeiformes, Clupeidae.
AGGAGGACUACACCAGGCCAGGACCUAACCCUAACCCUACAGCUACAGGUGGACUACACCCAGGCCAGGACCUAAGAGUGGACAUGGCGUGUGGCAGAAAUAAGUUCUCCUGCGAUGAUGGGAAAUGCAUUUCCAUGUCAUGGGUUUGUGACGGAGAAACUGACUGUGAUGACAUGAGCGACGAAAUCUGUGCCUCACCACCCGGAUAUAUUGCAACCGCGGCAACAGGCGCCGUGGCAACAACCAAAGUAGUGGGUGGAAGCGCAACAGCUCAUCACACAGUUAAGCCAACACUGAUGCCAGACAUGAAGUGUGAUGCAGAUAAUUUCUCCUGCGAUGAUGGGAAAUGCAUUUCAAUGUCAUGGGUUUGUGACGGAGAACCUGACUGUGACGACAUGAGUGACGAAAGCUGGAAGCACUGUGCCUCACCACCAGGAUAUAUCACAACCGUGGCAACAGGCGCCGUGGAAACAACCAAAGUAGUGGGUGAAAGCGCAACAGAUCAUCACACAGUUAAGCCAACAUUGAUGCUAGGUACCGCACCUGUCCUGGUGGUCUCUCUGAGCCUGGCUGCAGUGGUGUGUGCUGUUCUACUCUUUGCACUCUACAAAUGGAGACAGAGGAAGCACCUCGUGCCAGAUGACUCAGCUGUUACACACAUCUAUCACCUGCCUAAUCCUGGAGUGGGUUUAAAUGAUAUCGAAUUAGACCCAACUGGAAAAAGUGGCCAAACGACAUCUGACUAUGAGAGAAUGGAUCCAAUCGUCAACAACAGCGAUCCAGUCUACGAGAGCACACAAAAUCCAGUUUACCAGCAGUUAGGGGCCCCAUCAGUUACGGUCAAUGAAAGCAUAGCAUAACAUGGCCACUGCAGCCAAUCGGAUGCAGCCAACAGUUAGCGGUCCAAUCAGGUACAGUCUAAGAAAGCAUACCAAAGAAUGUCCACUACAGCCAAUCACAUGCAGCCAGCAGUUACAGUCCAAUCAGAUAAGGGUCUAUGAAAGCAUACCAAAGCAUAUCCACUGCAGCCAAUCACAUGCAGCCAGUUUGGAAGUUUAAUCUGUUUAUCACAUCCUUGACUUCAAAGCUCUUACUUGAUGGCGGUACAGUGGUUAGCACUGUUGCCUUGGAAACGGUUGACCUGGGCUUGAUCCCUUGCCACUGCAAGGUGCCUAUGUGAGUUGCUUUGGAUAAAAGUGUCAGCUAAAUACAAGACCUUUACCUUUGAACUCAUGUUUAGCUCAAAGUAUUCACUGAGGAUCAUUUUAACAAUAAAGUCUUUUGUGACAUUAAAAUGUAUUUUGAUGGC